Molecule: messenger RNA, 1003 nt
Organism: Terrapene triunguis (Three-toed box turtle)
Lineage: Eukaryota; Metazoa; Chordata; Testudines; Emydidae
Product: coiled-coil domain-containing protein 38
Exons: 6
Cellular component (GO): centrosome
Source: RefSeq, a predicted model, not a curated record
CCUGAGUUAUUAUUUAUACAGUGCUGUAGAUGUAUGGUAUUUUACAGAAAGGUAAGUCCCUACCCGAAGAGCUCAUAGUGUCAUUAAUAAACACACUUAUCUGAAAAUCUGUAAAUGCAGGAUAGAAUAGCUCAACAGAAUUUGAAGGUCCAUGAAAAGAGCACAUUUUCAUCACGAGCAAAGUCUCGAGACUCUGUGAAAAAGAUGGACUCAGUCAUUGAAAGAGAGACCCGGGCUACAAUAGAUAAAGGGUAUAUUACUUCUGGUCCCAACUGGGCUCUUACUUUUGCAAAAUGUUGCCAAAGUGACAAACAAUCUUUAACAGAUUAUAUCAAGGAACAGAAGGAGUUGUUUCUGCUGCAGUACACAGUAAAAGUAAAAAAACAAACCAUAAAGAAGCUGGAGAAAUUAGCAAUGCAAGCUGAGAAAGAGGCCAGCUCUGCCGAAGCAAAGCUAGAAGACGAUACAAUUGCAUUUGAGGAAUUUCUGAAAGAAAACGACCGAAGUUCUGCAGAUGCACUUAAAAUUGCAGCCCAAGAAACAAAAUCUAAAAUGGAUAUGGCAGCAGAUGUAAAGUCUGCUAUUAAUGAACUCUUCGCUAUUAAAAGUGAAAUUGCAAAUGCCGAAUUCCUUCUCAUGGAGAGUUUAUAUUAUGAAGAUUUUUUGAUGAAACUUUCUCCUAAAGAAUGGCAAGAAGAACAGAGAACAAAAAAGUUGAAAGCAAGAAUAGACAAACAGAGAGAAAGAGAGAUCAUGCAGAGAGAGAUGAUUACAUGUGCUUUCACUCCACACCAAGAAAAAGAAAGUGCACGCAAAGAGAAGAUAAGUUCUUCAAUUCCACGCCAACCACGCCAUGGUUCUAUUUUUUUAAAGCAAAAUAGAAUCUAUACAGCAAGUACAGACAGGCGCUUCAGUUCCUUUGAGAAAAGUGCUGGACACAAUAGGAAAGCAUCAACUCUAAGUGAGAGUUGUCACCUGAGAACAGCGGUGCAUGAUAACAAAG